GACGGAGAGUCACGCCACUGUACACACCGUGGUAAGACGGAGCCGCGGUAGACUCCGUCGCUGCAAUCGCGACUGACGCGACUGGAUCAUCUGGGGCUCCAGAAGAGCCAAGAUUCUCGCGGUGAUUGUGACUGUGUGUGUGGCACUGUGGCGGUCGGUUUGCGGGCGGAUUUUCUCAUAGAACCCUUGAGAUGGGUGUCGUUUAACCCCGUCCUUCGGUAAAUCGGCGUCCGCUCCGUGUCUCCAGCGUGUCACGCGCGUGAUCUCGCGUAUAAGGAACUCCUCGAUCUCGCUCUCGCCCUCUUUUGUCUCUCGUUGCUUCGUCGCACCGUAAUCUAGGAGCCGAGCAAAAUGCCUGUCUUCCACACCAAGACUAUCGAGAGUAUCCUCGAGCCGGUGGCUCAGCAGGUAUCGAGACUUGUUAUUUUACAUGAAGAAGCUGAGGAUGGAAAUGCGAUGCCAGAUCUGGGAAGGCCUGUACAGGCCGUUAGCAUGGCCGUGACUAAUCUUGUGAAGGUCGGGAAAGAAACGAUAAACUCAUCCGACGACGCUUUACUUAAGCAAGACAUGCCAGCGGCGUUGCAGCGCGUUGAAGGUGCUUCCCGUCUUCUGGAGGAAGCAUCGGCCAUGUUGAAGGAAGAUCCGUAUUCUGGACCUGCUAGAAAAAAGCUUAUAGAGGGCUCGCGUGGUAUCUUGCAAGGCACCAGUUCGUUACUGUUGUGUUUCGAUGAAAGCGAAGUGCGAAAGAUCAUACGUGAAUGCAAACGUGUACUGGAUUAUUUGGCUGUUACGGAGGUCAUCGAGACGAUGGAGGACCUGGUGCAUUUUCUUAAGAAUUUAAGCCCGUGCCUUAGCAAAGUGUCGAGGGAGGUGAGCGCUCGUGAAAAGGAGUUGACGCAUCAAGUACAUCGGGAGAUAUUGGUGCGCUGCUUGGAACAAGUAAAGACACUCGCUCCAAUUCUGAUCUGCUCCAUGAAGAUCUUCAUCCAUAUUAUUUCGCAAGGUGGGAAAGGCGCGGACGAGGCGGCAGAAAAUCGCAACUACUUGUCCGGUAGAAUGUCCGACGAGUUGAAUGAAAUUAUUCGGGUGCUGCAAUUGACAACGUACGACGAGGAGGAGUGGGACGCCGAUCAAUUGACUGUACUGAAGAAGGCUCAGAGCGCCAUAGAGUCCAGGAUACGAGCGGCUUACGACUGGCUGGAUGACGGACUGGCUCUGAGGGGUGGCGUAGGUGAGAAGAGUCUUCGUCAGAUCAUAGAACAGGCGUUGCGCUUAGCGGAACGUUAUCUGCCUCCGUCGCAGGCAGAGCCCAUAUCUAAACUGGCCUCGCAGAUAGUCACCAUGACUGACGCUCUUUGCGAAUUGCGCCAAAACGAAAAAGGCACUACGCCCCAAGCGGAAGCCUUAGCACGCGGUAUUAAAGAGAAGCUAAACGAGCUCCGCGGCUUGGUGGCCUCCGCUUUGGUAGCAGCGGAUAAAUCGGGGACCGCACAAACGGCGCACACGGUGGCAGGUCGAUUGGAACAGGCGAAUAAAUGGCUUCUGAAUCCGCAGCACGAUGAUAAGGGACUCGGUAAAAGGGCUAUAGCUUUAAUAAUACACGAGGGAAAAAAGGUGGCCGAGGGCUUACCGGGUAUACACAAGGCGGAGAUCUUACAGUUGUGCGAUGAAGUGGACAACCUGUCUCAUCAGCUCGCCGACCUCUGCGCCCAUGGCCAGGGCAACACCCCGCGCGCUCAGGAAAUCGCGCGGCAGCUGUCUCACAAGCUCUACGAAUUGAAGAACAGGAUACAGCAGGCCGUUGUGUCUCGUGUCGUCGAGGACUUUAUUGACAUCACUACGCCCUUGAAACAAUUCACGGAUGCGGUUUUAACUCCCGCGGGCACACCAGGACGCGAUCAGAACUUUAAUGAUAAAACAUGCGCGUUGCAGACGUUCUCGAGCAGAGCGGCAAAGACCGCGAGGAUGGUCGCGGCUGGCGGAAGCGGAGGAAACAAGAAGCUAGCCGAGGCCCUGACCACUAGUGCCUCGCAGGUGGAAUCGUUGACGCCGCAGCUGGUUAACGCCGGACGGAUUCGCAUGACUUAUCCGGACAGUAAGGCCGCGGACGAACAUUUCGAAAAUUUGCGGCAGCAAUACGCGGAAACUAUGCAACGGGCGCGGGCGUUGUGCGAUGAGGCGACCAACAGCGGCGAUUUCAUCCGUACGUCCGAGGAGCAGAUGCAGAAGCACACGUUCCUCUGCGAGGACGCGAUCGCCAAGGCCCUGCCGCAGAAGAUGGUCGAUAACACGGCGGCUAUCGCGCGCCUUGCGAAUCGAGUUAUACUCGUAGCGAAGCAGGAGAGCGACAACAGCGAGGAUCCCGCCUUUAUACAAAGAGUAAAUCAUGCCACCGAUGUUCUUCAAAGCAGCGUCGCUCCAAUGGUCCAAGAUGCAAAACUGGUGGCAAUGAACAUUCAUGAUAACACUGCGAUAUCGCGCUGGAGAGAAAAUAAUCGCGCGUUGUUAGCCAAUGUUGGACAAGUUCGUAAAGCCAUUGUAGUUCAGCCGGAUUUGGUGCCGCCUCUGGAAAUGUCGCAAUUACAUAUUAAUGACGAUCAAUUUCCAAUCCGAUAUAAUUAUUCCAAAACUAAAGAAAACCCCGAUAUUUUGCAUCAAGAAUUGGCUUCUGACAACGAGUUAGACAAAUCAAUUCAUGAUGGAGGUUAUUACGAUUAUCACAUCGAUGAAGUAGCACCUCCUCGUCCACCUUUACCAGGAAGUAAUAUCGCACCUCCGAGACCUCCUCCUCCUGAAACGGACGACGAAGAAGAAAUGUUUAUGCAUGCUCCUCAACCCAAUCAACCAAUAAUGAUGGCUGCCCACGGUUUACAUCAAGAAGUACGGCAAUGGUCCAGUAAGGACAAUGAAAUUAUUGCCGCGGCGAAGAAAAUGGCUAUCUUAAUGGGUAGACUAUCGGGCUUAGUUAGAGGCGAGGGUGGUAAUAAACGGGAUCUUAUCGCAUGCGCUAAAGCUAUCGCGGAAGCUUCCCAGGAAGUAACUCGUCUUGCAAAGGAGCUGGCGAGAGAGUGUACUGAUAAACGCAUUCGAACGAAUCUACUUCAAGUUUGCGAGCGUAUACCUACCAUUGGAACACAAUUGAAGAUACUGUCUACAGUCAAGGCUACUAUGCUUGGAGCACAAGAGACACUUCCGACCUGGGAAGAGCUGAUGCUUUAUGGUAAAAAAGUUGUAAACUUGCUUGAUGUUAUCUUUAUUUCUCUCUCUUUCGAUGUUGUUUCUUUCGUUCAAUUUAAAGACAUGAUUUUUAUGCAAUAUACACAGCAUUUGAGACACAGCAUGCAUCCUCUACUUCUUUUUCGGAAAUGGAAUACAAGAAAGUGAUAUACUAUCAUCCGAUGUUGAAUAUAUGAUCUUUCAUAUUAUGUAUGUAAUAGUAGAUUACAUAUAUAAUAUCGGCAAAUUCUGUUCUAAUACAGUUCAUUAAUUUAGCGAUCUAUGAGAGAAGGCUAAUAUGGUUUUGGUGUUUUAAUUUACAUUUUAAAUGGUAUGCCGUUGGUAUGCGUCUGCUCAUCGUGGUGUAGAUGAAUUGAUUGGCUGCAGUAAGUGAAUCAUAAAAUUUGUAGCAAAUUUUUAGGUAGGAAAUUUCUUCGAUAGCAAUUCCAUAGAAAAUAUAGCAGACCAUAUUUUCUAUAUGUAUAGUACAAUUGUAGCCAUUUAAACCAUCUCUCGUGGUCAAUAAUAAAAAAACUAUUUUAAAGAAAAAAGUUAAAUGGUGUAACAAUGUACGACUUUCUGUGAUAUAUUUUCGUUAAAAUAACAUGUACCCGCAAUGUAAAUCGUUGCACAUUGGAAGUGCAUUUUCGUGAAAAACAAUAACAUUAUAGACAUUAUAUAUGUAUAAGUUUGAUUUCAUAACGCUAUUCAACUUGUUUCUCUAUCAGGUUUUCCUUUAUCGUCAACCAUAAGAGAGAUAUUUCUUGUUUAAAUUUCUAAAAUCAUCCUGUAUAGUACAACACAGUUUAUGAUUUAUCAUUCGUAUGUACUAUAGUAAACAGACGAAUGCAUUAAAAAUUUAAGCGAUUCAUAUUAUUUUCACGAAAGCUUUCUUUAAGUAAUCAUCUCAUUCUCACCCUCUAUUUCGAAACAGUGAUCGACAUCGACGACCUUGUCUAUGCAUGUAUUUGUACGUAAUUACCAUAGCUCGCAUG
Messenger RNA from Vollenhovia emeryi, 4211 nucleotides. RefSeq names its product vinculin (gene Vinc). Gene Ontology annotation, biological process: cell adhesion. Gene Ontology annotation, molecular function: actin filament binding; structural molecule activity. The transcript has 18 exons. Lineage: Eukaryota; Metazoa; Arthropoda; Insecta; Hymenoptera; Formicidae. The coding region runs from base 352 to 3384 and encodes 1010 amino acids. The record is from RefSeq and is a predicted model, not a curated record. Gene Ontology annotation, cellular component: actin cytoskeleton.